GAUAAAUCGACGAGACGACGAAUGUACAGUGUUCACUGACCUCACCUAGGCAGUGUCAGUGUAUCUACCUGCAACUUGGUUCUCCUCCCAAAAUUUAAACAAAUAAUGUUUAAUUGAGUCAAAACAUCAGUUCCGGUUUUAUUUAGUGUAGUUAGCUUUGGUUGAUGACAGUUACCUUUUAGUGGACGGGUUGAAAUAAUGUCGAAAAUAUUAGCAACGAUUUUAUUAUGUUCUGUUUGCAUAGCGCCUGUAGUUCGGUGCUACAACGUUUUAAUAGUUUUUCCAGGUCUCUCACAUAGCCACUUCAAACUAGGAAAUGCUCUAGGAAGAGCAUUGGCCGAAAGCGGUCAUGAAGUGACUAUGAUAAGCCCUUUCGAGGAUAAAAAUCCUCCUAGUGGUUAUAGUGAAGUUAUGCUAACUGGAUUUCUUGAAAAAAAAGAUGAAGUGGCGAAGUUUAACAUUUUUGACUUUGAAAACAUCAAUCCGUUUGUACAAAUAUUUUUCAUGAACAUGCUUAUGACUGAAGGUACUAACUUCGUGUUAAAUCAUCCAAACGUUCAGAAACUGUUAGACUCAAAUAAAACUUUCGAUGUUAUAAUUAUCGAACAGUUUAAACAUGAAGGCUUAUAUGUUCUACAGUGCCACUACAAAGCUCCAUUGAUAUUAUUAAAUACGAUAGGUUCGAAUGCUUGGAUCAACCCAUACGUCGGUAAUCCUGCUCCUCCGUCAUAUGUCCCAGAUACUUUCUUGAAGUACUCAGAAAAGAUGAACUUCUGGGAAAGGACGUUCAAUUCUAUUAUAGUAUUAUCUGAACAGGUUCUAAUGUACUUUUUCGUACAUCGAAAGCAACAGGCGAUGGCUGUUGCCAAAUUUCCGCAUUGUGCAAAUGAUAAUUUUUCAAACAAUGUAUCUUUAGCAUUUUUAAACGCUCAUGAGAGCGUAACACAGGCGGUUCCUUUAGUACCUAAUAUGAUUAAUAUUGGUGGAUUUCAUAUCGAUCCCCCCAAAGAAUUACCAAAAGAUUUAAAAGAGAUGUUAGAUGGUGCCAAGGAAGGUGUAAUCUACUUGAGUUUGGGUUCUAAUAUCAAAAGUACUGAUAUAAAACCAGAAAUCAAGCAGGCUCUUAUUAGAUCCUUAGGAAAACUAAAGCAAAAGGUACUGUGGAAAUACGAGGAUGAAGAUUUUAAAACACCGAAAAAUGUGGAGAUAAGAAAAUGGUUCCCACAGCAGGAUAUAUUAGCUCAUCCAAAUGUAAAACUAUUUAUUACACAUGGAGGCCUUCUUAGUUUGAUAGAAACCAUACACUUUGGAGUUCCUGUUCUAGUGUUGCCAGUAUUUGGAGACCAAAAAAUGAAUGCUGCUAAAGUAGAGAAUGCAGGUUAUGGAAUUAAAAUACCAUUUUCCCAAAUAACUGAAGAACGACUGACGGAUGCGUUAGAAAAAUUGUUGAAGGAUCCCAAAUAUUUUGAAACAGCAAGAAAAUUAUCGGACUUAUCUCGUGAUCGUCCGGUUAAUCCAAUGGAUUUGGCUCUAUAUUGGACAGAUUACAUUGUCAAACAUAAAGGAGCUCCUCACUUACGUGUAGCCGCGAUGGAACUUACCUGGUAUCAAUAUUUUCUACUGGACGUCAUUGCAUUUGUAGUUAUUAUGAUCAUCAUGACAUUUACAGCUCUCUUUAUUUUAUACAGAAAGUGUUGUUGUAGAAAGAAUAAGAAAUCGAAAAAAGAUUAAAAAAUUAGUUUUAAAAUUCGGUGUUUUAUUAAAUAGAUAUGCCGUUUUGUACUAAAAAAUGAUUGUUGAAAUUGUUUGGCCUCAUUAUAUUUAUUUUAUUCGAA
Messenger RNA from Diabrotica virgifera virgifera (western corn rootworm), 1835 nucleotides. Its product is annotated as UDP-glycosyltransferase UGT5-like. The transcript is spliced from 4 exons. Gene Ontology annotation, molecular function: UDP-glycosyltransferase activity. NCBI's taxonomy places the organism in Eukaryota, Metazoa, Arthropoda, Insecta, Coleoptera, Chrysomelidae. The record is from RefSeq and is a predicted model, not a curated record. Bases 199 to 1731 code for a protein of 510 amino acids.